Molecule: messenger RNA, 2661 nt
Organism: Equus quagga
Lineage: Eukaryota; Metazoa; Chordata; Mammalia; Perissodactyla; Equidae
Gene: GLB1L
Product: galactosidase beta 1 like
Exons: 15
Coding region: 16-2661 (881 amino acids)
Biological process (GO): carbohydrate metabolic process
Cellular component (GO): vacuole
Molecular function (GO): beta-galactosidase activity
Source: RefSeq, a predicted model, not a curated record
GUCCGCGCUGGCGUAAUGGCCCGCGGUAUCCUAGCAACGCGCCGGCAUCCGGAGGAUGUCUGGGCGUGGACCUGGCAGGUCCGGGGCUGGCUAGGCCUGCAGAAGGACGGGUCCCAGGACCCGCAGAGGGUCCCACACCUGGCCUUCAGUAGGGAUCAAGACGCAGGCACCUACGCCAAAGGGGAGCAAAGCCGGGCUCGGCCCGAGGCCCCCAGGACCUCCAUCUCCCAAUGCCUGAGGAAUCCACCACGUGACCGCCGGACCGCAGUCUCUGACUACAGGACCUCUGUAAGCGCCAUGGCUCCCAAGAAGCCGCCCUGCCUUCCCUCCCUGCUGCUGCCGCUCCUGACGCUGCUUCUGCCCCGGGCAGACACUCGGUCGUUCGUAGUGGAUCGGGAUAAUGACAGAUUCCUCCUGGAUGGGGUCCCGUUCCGCUACGUGUCUGGCAGCCUGCACUACUUUCGGGUACCGCGGGUGCUUUGGGCAGACCGGCUUUUCAAGAUGCGAAUGAGUGGCCUCAACGCUGUGCAGUUUUAUGUGCCCUGGAACUACCAUGAGCCAGAGCCUGGGGUCUAUAACUUUCAUGGCAGCCGGGACCUCAUUGCAUUUCUGAAUGAGGCAGCUAUAGCGAACCUGUUGGUCAUACUGAGACCAGGACCUUACAUCUGUGCAGAGUGGGAUAUGGGGGGUCUCCCAGCCUGGUUGCUUCGAAAACCUAAAAUUCAUUUGAGAACCUCAGAUCCAGACUUCCUUGCUGCAGUGGACUCCUGGUUCAAGGUCUUGCUGCCCAAGAUACAUCCAUGGCUCUAUCACAAUGGGGGUAACAUCAUCAGCAUUCAGGUGGAAAAUGAAUAUGGUAGCUACCGGGCCUGUGACUUCAACUACAUGAGGCACCUGGCUGGGCUCUUCCGUGCAAUACUAGGAGACGAGAUCUUGCUCUUCACCACAGAUGGGCCUGAGGGACUCAAAUGUGGCUCCCUCGAGGGACUCUAUACCACUGUAGACUUUGGCCCAGGUCUCCUGAGCAAGAGUGAGGAGUGGAGUUGGGGAGGAGGCCCCUCUGCUAUGAUGUUUAUCUUUCACCUUUGCCUCCUCUCUGCAGCUGACAACAUGACCAAAAUCUUUACCCUGCUUCGGAAGUAUGAACCCCAUGGGCCACUGGUGAACUCUGAGUACUACACAGGCUGGCUGGAUUACUGGGGCCAGAAUCACUCCACACGGUCCGUUCAUUCUGUAACCAAAGGACUAGAGAACAUGCUGAAGUUGGGAGCCAGUGUGAACAUGUACAUGUUCCAUGGAGGUACCAACUUUGGAUACUGGAAUGGUGCUGAUGAGAAGGGACGCUUUCUUCCAAUUACCACCAGCUAUGACUAUGAUGCACCCAUAUCUGAAGCCGGGGACCCCACACCUAAGCUUUUUGCUCUUCGAGAUGUCAUCAGCAAGGUGCCCUACCACUUGACUAAGCGCCAAAGGCUUUUAUUAAUUUUGGGGAAGGGAGUGCCCAAACUGUUUGUAAAGGGAUCCCAUAAAUCAGUGGUGGUGGUUGGGGCCACAGAGCUCUCCAAGCAUCCCAUGGAAGCAUUUCUUACCCUCCCAAAUGGGAGUACCUGGGGAGAUACACACAAGUUAUAUACAAAAUUACUGGAUCUUCAGCAUCCCCUGAAGCUUUUACCUGGAACCCAGGUUAAGAACCCUGAGCUAGGAUCUUGGAAUAGGGGUUGUUCAUUUGGUUUUCUUAUGGCUCCUGAGAGAAUUUGGGCUCAGUUCCAGGAAAUUCCCUUGGGACCUUUACCUCCCCCCAGCCCCAAGAUGAUGUUCGGACCUUUGACACUGCACCUGGAUGGGGAUUUGCUGGCUUUCCUAAACUACCUAUGCCCCCAAGGGCCCAUCUAUUCAAUCUUGCCAAUGACCUUUGAGGCUGUCAAGCAGGACCAUGGCUUUGUGUUGUAUCGGACCUAUCUGAGCAAUACUGUUUCUGAGCCAACACGAUUCUGGGUGCCAAACAAUGGAGUCCAUGACCGUGCCUACGUGAUGGUGGAUGGGGUGUUUCAUGGUGUUUUGGAACGAAACAUGAAACACAAACUAUUUUUGACGGGGCAAGUGGGGGCCAAACUGGAUGUCUUGCUGGAGAGCAUGGGGAGGCUCAGUUUCGGGUCGAACACCAGUGACUUCAAGGGCCUCACAGAGCCACCAGUUCUGGGGCAAACAAUCCUUACCAGGUGGCUGAUGUUCCCUCUGAAAGUUGAUAAGCUUGUAAAGUGGUGGUUUCCCCUCCAGCUGCUGAAAAGGUCACAUCCUCAAACUCCCUCUGGCCCCACCUUCUACUCCACAAUGUUUGCAAUUUUAGGCUCAAGUGGAGACACAUUUCUCUAUCUACCUGGAUGGACCAAGGGCCAAGUCUGGAUCAAUGGGUUUAACUUGGGCCGCUACUGGACAAAGCGGGGGCCACAACAGACCCUCUACGUGCCAAGACCCCUGCUGUAUCCUAGGGGAGCCCUCAACAAAAUCACAUUGCUGGAGCUGGAAAAUGCGCCGCCCCAGCCCCAAGUCCAGUUCCUGGACAGGCCCAUCCUCAACAGCACCUUGCACAGGACAUAUGUCUAUUCCCUCUCAGCUGAGGUACAAAGUGACCCUGAGCCAAUGCAGCUAAGUGGGCACUGA